Molecule: messenger RNA, 2724 nt
Organism: Colletotrichum chrysophilum
Lineage: Eukaryota; Fungi; Ascomycota; Sordariomycetes; Glomerellales; Glomerellaceae
Exons: 1
Coding region: 1-2724 (907 amino acids)
Source: RefSeq, a predicted model, not a curated record
AUGACCCCAUCGCCAUUGCGCGAAGCUAUGGACGGCGUGAUAGAGCAAUUGGACGCUCUAGGAAUGCCUCGAGACCCGACACCGGACCCAGCAUUGGACCCGUGGUCACCCGAGUCCUUCAAUAUGGUCAAUGACCGUCAACGAAGGAAGAUUACUUACCAGCGACCCCUGACAUCCAUGGGAAUAGCACAGCAGGACGAAGGAUACGAGACUUGGAGCGGUGGAUCCUCGCGCGAUCAAUCCUAUCAGAACGGACAGAGCGGACACCGAGAAGACAAAGAGCAACUGCCUCAACUCAGUAAUUACGUCGAGCGUAUGGAAAGCCGUCUAAAGAAAAUGCAUCAACACAGCGCAAGCAUGGCUGACCUUGAGGACGAGGGACCGAAGCCGCCCCCGAAAGGCGCACUUUACGAGAGACCGAAAUCAUCCAUGGGCGGACCGGAGGAGAGGAAGCUUCGAGGGCGGAAGUCGGCUUACGAUAUUGGCCGGAACGUACUGAACAGGACUUUUACGACGAAGACCAACUCAACCAGCGCAUCGUCCGGCAAUCAGAGCUCGACGACCCAGAGCAGCGACAGGAGUUUAAUGAGUGGAUCCUCAGCUGGCGCCAUUAGCGCUACAAGCGCCGGCAGCUUUGCUCGGAAGACCCAGAAGCGUGCUCAGAGUGCCCUUGGGAUGCGUGAUGCUGAUAUCGAACGACCGGAGACUCCCUUCACCGGGGUCACUUACCACAGCAGCCACGCAUCCGAUGUGGCUCGUCCGAAAUCGCAAGCUGGCUUCCUCGAGGACCCAGGGCUUGGAGGGCUCGUGACUCCAAAGCCCGCCAAAAGAAGCAUUUUCAAGAAGCUUCUCGACACAGCCAAGACCGGAGUCGCCUCCGGACGCAGUAGUAUUGCCAUGGGUGGUGACUCGCCCAGGUCGUCUCCUUUCGCUCGCUCUAUGCCCAACGUCGCUUCCCCCGCUGGAAAUGCCAUCUCCAACAUUACCGGUAUGGGAAGCACUGGCUUCGGUAGGGAAGCAGCCAGGGAAAUGGGUAUGGCGAAUGGAGUCGACUGGGUGCAGGUCCGCAGAGAUGUCAAUCGAUCCAACUCUCUGAGCAAAAACGAACGAAAUGAACGAAGAGAUCGCUGUCAGAUGCUUGAUUACCCAGCCCUUAACCCCGUCGACGAGCUCUAUGACGGCAUUGAAGGUGACGAGGGCGCCGACGGCUCACCAGUCGAAGAUCCCAUUGAUUAUCAGGCAUUGAACCUCACCCAAGUCGACAAGAACUCGAGAUUCAUUAGCAGCCUACCACCAAUGACAACCGCAGUAUCUCUGGCGACGACCUACGUAUGUCGCCCGUACCGUAGCGAUGUCCAGCGAAUGCGAGCAAUCUUUACCUGGGUGUCCGAGAAGAUCUGCUGGGAAGAGGACUUUGAGGGGGAGAUCAACACCAGGCGGGUAAUCCAAUCAAAGCGAGCUUGUGCGGAGGAGUACGCUGCUCUGGUACAAGAGAUGUGUACCGCGGUAGGCAUUCACUGCGAAAUGGUUCGCGGGUACCUCAAGACGCCAGGCGAGAUUCCAGAACACAACAUCAUGCCUCGGGCAAACCACUGGUGGAACGCCGUAUUGGUCGACAAUGAAUGGCGUAUGGUGGACUGUUGUAUGGCUAGUUCAUCAUACCCAAGGCGGCAUCUCUAUUCCAGUGCUGGCAAUGGUGCAGCUGACUCUUGGUGGUUCCUUGCAAGGCCGACCGAGAUUUGCUGGACACAUAUCCCUGAGCACCACUCUCAGCAACACGUCUGCCCUCCGCAAGCACACGAGGUGCUUCUCAACCUGCCUUGCGCCUGCCCUCCCUUCUUCAAGAACGAUCUCGAGAUGGUCGACUAUAACACAGCGGCGACUCGCAUAGAAGACCUGGAGAUGGUGCAUAUCAAGUUUAACGCUCCAGCCGAUGUGGAGGUUGCAGCAGAGGUUGAGGUCCGAGGCUACACGAGGGAUGUGGACGGCGACGUUUUCGAGAGCGGUGAUGUGGUGAAGAAGAGGGCGCUGGCCCAAGCCGAAUGGUUCAACGGUAUCAAACGGUACACUGUCAAGGCUCUCCUUCCAGGCGACGAAGGCCAAGGAACCUUAAAGAUUUAUGCCGGCAAGCGUGGCCUGAUGCAUAGCAUCAAGGACAUCCCUCAUCCGGUGGCCUUCGCCCUUCCGAUCAUUCAUACGGGAGAGAACCCUCCCUAUGAGUUCGUGACAAGGCAUCCUACACCUCACGCCCAACGCCACGACAUUUAUGUUGUUCAGCCCCAAUGCCAACGUCUGGCUUUGAAUAACACCUUCGUCUUCGCGAUACGACAGCACCCUAGCUCUUUGGCUAGCAGUGGAUCGCCGAUGACACCAUCGUCGAACCCCGGAGGCGCAAGCCCAAUCCCGUUCGCGAGACCCAGCUCAGCCCUGAGUAUGACUGCGUCGAACGUCAGUGGAUCCAACGUCUCCGGGAACGGAUCAUCAGGGAAGAAGCCGGCGAAGCUUGCCAUUCAGACCCCCGGUGGCAAGAUUCUCCGUCUUAUGCGGAAGGAGGAUCGCCGGGGAAUCAGUGUCGGCAGCAGGGGGAUCGAUGAGGAGACCAGCGAUGGUGGUACGUGGGAGACCAUCAUCAAGUGUUCGGAGAAGGGAGUGUGGAGGGGUCUCGUCCUGGCAGACCGCACCGCUCGGUGGUGCGUCUUCGCCGAAUGGGUUUGCGUUGGUUGA